CAGAUGCAGCUGCUUGAUGACAUCACCGCACCGAACCUCCCCUACCCCUACGAAAUGGUUUUUAAAUUUAACGAAGACCGCAGGAAUAGACAUGUUGUAGACACGUAUGUUAGAUCUUUCUAUUAA
This is a messenger RNA of Lymnaea stagnalis (great pond snail), 126 nucleotides long. The record is from the annotation of a GenBank genome assembly. NCBI's taxonomy places the organism in Eukaryota, Metazoa, Mollusca, Gastropoda, Lymnaeidae.